Messenger RNA from Dermacentor silvarum, 1696 nucleotides. RefSeq names its product RING finger protein 151-like. The coding region runs from base 499 to 990 and encodes 163 amino acids. The record is from RefSeq and is a predicted model, not a curated record. The transcript has 2 exons. NCBI's taxonomy places the organism in Eukaryota, Metazoa, Arthropoda, Arachnida, Ixodida, Ixodidae.
GCGCUGCUCUGUAUAAGUCGGACAGUUAAUGCAUGCCACGCAAAACAUCAUUUUCCGCUAUGCGUGUUCUAAAAAGGGCAGCAGUUACCAAGGUGCUGACUUUGUGCCUCGACGUUCAAUUAUCUGGCAUUUCUUCCAUCCCGCUAUCUCGACUCUUGAUUCUACGAAACGACCUCCCGUAUCGCGCACCGGGCGACGUGUGGCUGAGAUACCUCCUAUCAGAAGCGGGUCUGUACUUUCCGCUAUGAGACAGAUUGCUGCUGGCUUACAUCAAACUAUUCACGUCGUGUCUAGGUAAUCAGUGCACCCCGGACAGACCCGCAGCAUUGAAGAAAGCGGGUGAGCUGUUUAUUUUGUCCCAGUGAGGAGUCCGAUCCGCUGGCUUCUUUUUCGUCCGAAGCACUGGAUUGUGGAUACGUGCGCGCGAACGACUCCUUUCUUCAACACAGACGAUUUCUUAACGCAGAAACGAAGACCUUUCUCCCUGUCACCAGGAAGAUGAAGCCGACGGGCUGCCAGUACCGCAUGACGGGCUUUGGCGAUUUCCUGGAAUGGCGCACUCUGCGAUUCGCCGAACCCUUGCCCAAGAUCCGGGUGUGCGCGCUGUGCGGCGUCGUGGCCUCCGUGCUCAAGUUGCUUCCCUGCACCCACGUCCUGUGCGAGUCCUGCGAGGGCCAAGCCGUGGACAGGGAUCGCGUCUGUCCCAUAGAGGGCGCCAGCUUCGACGGCGAAGACGUGCAGACCAUGCCGUUUCCGCGGCGCGACCUCGGCGAGCGCCGGGUGUUCUGCUUUAACAACACCGGCGACGGCGAAGGGUGCGACUUCUCCGGGAAGCUGGAAGAGAUGGAGCAGCACUUCGUGGUGGACUGCUUCCACGGUCGCGUGCAGUGCUCAAAGUGCGCGGGCGAGGUCGCCCGCAAGGACGUCUUCGAGCAUUACGUCGGAUGUGCGGGUGGCGACGACUGGAGGUACGGCGCGGGCUUAGUCUGACAUCGUCAUCGUCACCAUUCGUGAAAUCUACCUGAUUUACGCGUGCGGCACCAGGAAGCGCGGCUCGCGGUACAAGCCCGCCUGUGGCGUAGACUGGUGGCGUAAAAUGAAAGCUGCCGUUUCGCUUCGCUCUUCCCACGAGCUGGGAAUUCUGUGAUUGUGUAAUUUUGUAAAUUCUGUAAGUUUACGCCUAGUGGACUCUCCAUUUCGGCGGCCGCUGAUUGGCUGGAGCUGAACUAGCGAGAAGGAAACUGGCUGUGGGCGCCUUUUUCUUUCUCGGUGCUACUACAUAUCAGCCGAUCAGCACUUCAGCAGCAGACAAAAUGGACGUGUCCACUACUAGGUGUACAUUUCCAGAAUACCAACCCUGGUUCUGAUUGGGCACUUUGCGCACCUUUGCGCGGCUCCUGAUUGAACGCACAGUCACUUCAGCAACAGUGGCGAUACGGACCGCUUUAUCGCGCAAAAUGGCGAAGCUUCAUUUUGCGCCGCCCCACUACGUCACCAGGGGGCUUGCACCGCAAGCCGCGUUUCGCGGCUCCGCGGGAACACUGCAUAAGGAGGUGAACUUAACACAUGAUUUGACGGCAGUUAUUGUGAUCUUCAUGGGCGUUCUUGAAAUGUUUUAAACUUUUAUGGCGAUUCCCUGUAACUUUAUAAUGUAUGCAUGCGCCGUAGAGCUUGUAAUCGAAAAGGUAACUGAUGU